AGCGUUUCAUUUUCAUACAUGUGACCACAAAACAUGAUCUGAUAGAAGCAUGCACACCUUGCACCGAAAUACACAUUUUCAAGAUAUUGAUGCUGUACAUCUGGACUUCACGUAGUAAAAUCUUUUUCAACUUUUAAAGCCCGGAGGCAAACAAUAAAGAGAUUAUAUUUAACGGAAACAACCGACUAAAUGCAUGCUCUUUGAUAAACCUAAUGCAUUGGCGAAACAGGAUACUGCAUCCGUUCACAAUUAUCACAGCUCGAGUAAAUGAAAUUUAUACGUGUUACAGGCUACAAUUAUUAAGGUUCGUAGGCCUGAUAGUAUGUGGUUCAUGAAAGAAGGAAUUUCAUAUUUGUGAGAAAAUGUGCGGUUAUUGAUAUGUUCUGAUCACUUUUACACACAUUGUAUGAAACUGUGACAACUUUAAUUAAUCAAUCUGUUGAAAAGGAUUUUUUUUGUAAUUGUAUUGUAAAACUUCUAUUCCGCGUAGACGAUGUAUAGUUACCUCAUCAAGAGCAGGAUGGCGAUAUGUGUGUUUGUUUGGCUAUCCAAAGAUUCUAGCGCUGAUGUUUGCUCCAGGGCAGAGACUUGGUUUCAGUCCACCUUUCCGAGUACCGGAGAGUUCAACAAAGAAGAUGGCAUAUCUCAAGAUUGUUACUCAUCCCACCGUUCGUGUACGGAGAGUUUCUUACAAAGCAUAUACGGUUCAAAUAUGACGUCGGACGAGUGGGACACACCAAAGGCCGAAAAAUUCACCCUAACUGCGCGUUGUGAGAACGGCAAUGUCAUCGAUGUCGGGUGGGAACUGCCGAAAAACUCCGGUGCGAAAGAUAUCAAAGGCUACAUAGUGAGAGUCGCAAUGCCAUAUCACCACUUCAGAUGUGUGGUCAUUCUGCUGAAUGAGAUGGUGCGGAGCAGCUAUCUCAAUUCUACAUUCCUGGGCUCUUUCCGAGCGCUUAGCGAUCAUGAAGAAUACAGGGUGACGCUUAGAACCCUUCCCUCCUACAAUGGUACACUCAACCUGCAAUUCCAAGACAUAAACACGUUGAACUGUGACGAGCCCAAGUGUCCCCCACAGGAGGGUGUGGUGAGCGAGUAUAACCAUGGCAAUAGGACCCUCUUUAUCAGCUUCCAACCUGGAGAGCCUGGAAAUAUAGCUUACACAAUGCUGUUCCGAAGUUCCAUUGGUCAGCACUUUCGUAUGGAUUUAGGGACGGCUACAAAUGGCACCCUGGAUGGAGUCGAACCAGGAAAUUACAAUUUAUCGAUCCACUGUGGGAUGCUUUGUCCGGGAUGCAGUUACAACAUAACAGCACCGGAAGCAUCUUCCGUUACUACUACAACGACCUUUGUUGGCACGGACAAUAGGACAAAAGAUUCAACAACCGUGUCAGAAGUGAGUCUGCCAAAUAGUGCUGAAAAUAACAAAGGGAUGAGUAGUCUUCUUGUGGUCAUCUGUGUGUCAGCCGUUGUUGCUUUAGGAGUCCUCAUUGCAGUCUCGUAUGCAUGUUAUCGUCGGAAGAGAGCUACGCCUGCAUUCGGUGAUGAAGACAAGAACUACCUCAUCAUCGUGGAGAAGUCUGAACCUCCCAGUGCAAAGCCAUUGAUGGACCUGCUCAAUGCGCAGUUUCAUCCAGUUAUAAACGUCAUCCACAUUGUUGGGAAAGAACCGUUAAAGCAGCUGAUUGGUGGAUUAACCCAUAGAGGCCAUGCAUGUGCAUGUUUCCCAAGAGGUUGCAAGCAACCAGUUUUGCAUUGCAAGAAAACAAACGUUUUAGUAUGUGUUUUAAUUGAUGGAAGAUUACUUUCGUUCUUCGAUCAGGUUUGCACGAUAUGCCAAGACGCUCACUCAGAGAACAGUUGUUUGAAAUUUAAGACAGUAGCUGUACACAGUGGUCGUUUUGAGGGACCUCGAAAUAUUGACAGUUAUCAGUUUGGUACAGAUCAUAGCAAACUGGUAGAAACAAUCGCCAAAUAUUUUGACGUGGACUUAAACAAAACUUUAAAUUGCGAAACAUCAUUCUUACAAUUGCCACCAGAACAUUCGAGCGUUCGAAACGGGGAAAGGAAGAAAUAUAGUGUGUUUUCAAACACUUCAUCCAGUGGCUACAGCGAUGCUAGUAGUGCGGUGUUAAUGUAUCGGCAAACGAGUCAAACGACGCAAUUAUCUCUGAAUUCCACCCCAAAAAGUGCUACGCCAAGCAAUAUAUUCAUAUUACAACCUGGUGAGCUAUACCCCCAAAAGAACUUACCAAUAUCCAGACAGAGAUCACUAUGUGAUGCGAGCGUGUAUUAUAAUAAAGACAAUCCGGAGGCGUUUGAUUUCAUCCCCCCAGACGAUACGAUUUCGUUUGAGUCCAACUUCGACGAGGACGACGAGGACAAUGCAGAGAAGAAGGAUAACGCAGAGAAUCAUAUGUUUAAGGAUUACCCCGCUAACAAUGCAUCAUGUGUUGACCCAAGUAGAAUAGGACACAUCAUGAAUAAGAUGGUCGCAUUGGAUGCAAGAUGUUCAUUUAUAUGAACGUAUAAGCACGAUUGAUGUAAAGAAAUCUAGAACUAUAUAUAUACGAUUGACGUUAAGAAAUCCAGUACUAUAUAUACACGAGUGACGUAAAGAAAUCCAGUACAAUAUAUAAACGAUUGACGUAAAGAAAUCCAGUACUUAAAUAUAUAUUUAGUAUAUGUCAUGCAAGUCGUUUUAACGACAUUCGUAAGUCGUUUAAUCGAGAUAUUGAGUGGUUUUAAAUGAGUUUUACAGUCGUUUUAGCGAGUUACGAAAACGUUUAAACGCCAUACGUAAUUCGUUUAAAAAAAAAGAAAGGUCCACCGUAGAAUUGCCGAUUUUUACCCUUAUUAUUUUCUUACAAGAGUAACUUGUGUAUGUGCGCCUUUUUCUUAACAUGUAAACAAGGUGUGUUUUAUAAAAAAAAAUAAUAUCAUUGUUAUGACGAUUAAGCAUACUAGUAUUCAUAAUAGUUACAACAGUUCCGUCGAGAAAGCAUAUCUAUAAUAUAUACCAUUGUUCUGGCGAUAAAGGAUAUCUAUGAUAUAUACCAUUGUUCUGGCGAUAAAGCAUAUCUAUAAUAUACACCAUUGUUCUGGCGAUAAAGCAUAUCUAUAAAUACACACCAUUGUUCUGGCGAUAAAGCAUAUCUAUGAUAUACAUGUAUACCAUUGUUAUGACAACAAAACAUAUCUAUAAUAUACACCAUUGUUCUGGCGAUAAAGCAUAUCUAUGAUAUACAUGUAUACCAUUGUUAUGACAACAAAACAUAUCUAUAAUAUACACCAUUGUUCUGGCGAU
Mya arenaria is the source of this 3307-nucleotide messenger RNA. RefSeq lists its product as uncharacterized. NCBI's taxonomy places the organism in Eukaryota, Metazoa, Mollusca, Bivalvia, Myida, Myidae. The record is from RefSeq and is a predicted model, not a curated record. The coding region runs from base 494 to 2524 and encodes 676 amino acids. The transcript is spliced from 12 exons.